AAACAAAAAAACCUCACGAUAAAGAAGAAAAAAAAUCAAUCUAACCAAAGCAACACCAACAACCCUAGAAAUUCCCCCAAAUUCAUCCCCCUAAUCAUUCAAUUGUUACUACUCAGACGCGAAAUCGAAGACAGCGAUUCGCCGAACCGAAGAAAAAAGGAAGACGAAGAGGAAGAGAUUGACGUCCGUCGAUUCUUCGCUCGAACUGCCGCAUCUCUUCUGGACCCAUAUCCCCCGACGACCGCCGCCGUCGUCAACGACCCCCGAGCGCCUGAGUUCGUUUCCUUCCUAAACCUCUUCUUGAACGCCGAGUCCCGAGUUGAAAGUCUCGAUUCUCGGCCACCCAGUACUUCACCGGACUUCUCAAACGCAUAUACUGCUCUUCUUCUUGCUCUUGUCUCUUUUGGGGUUUUCCAUCGCCGAUUUGUGUUUGUUUUAAUCGCUGAAUUGGCCGACGGAUAGAGGCUCUUGGCGCCGGUUCUGUGCCGUCAUCUCGUGUUUUUGCUGCUUCGCGACUUCGUUUUCUUCUCCUUUAGCAAAUGUCGGGUUCCGGUGGAGUUACGACGGCCAGAGCCCGCGGGGACGGCCGAUUCUAUGUCUCCCCAGCCAUGCGCAAGCCGCAUGAGCAGCUUCAGCAGCAGCAGCAGAGAAGGAGGCAUCAGCAGAGUAUUCAGCAGCAACAACAGCAACAGCAACAGCAAAGGCAGCAUCAACAGCAACAGCAGCAGAAGCCGGCGAAUCCACCGAUGAAUGGUACUCCGCAUGAGAUCGAGAAGAGGGUAGACGCCGAUCAAUGCCGUUCGUCUUCUACUUCCUCCACAGCCUCAAAUUCGUCGGUCCCUGGGAGACCGAGUACGGAUGGUGUACACACCAAUUUGGAUCGGUUCUUGGAGUUCACCACUCCCGUGGUUGCUGCGCAAAUGCUCCCUAAGACUAGCGUUAAAGGAUGGAGAAGAGGUGAGGAGCAUCACCAACAGCCCUACUUUGUUUUGGGUGAUUUGUGGGAGUCUUUGAAGGAGUGGAGUGCAUAUGGUGUUGGAGUUCCCCUCCUUUUGAAUGGCAGUGAAACUGUCAUCCAGUAUUAUGUCCCUUACCUCUCCGGCAUUCAGCUGUACAAAGAUUCGUCAAAACAAUCCACAAGGCGAAGGCACGGUGAGGAUAGUGAUACAGAAUCUUCCCGGGAAACAAGUAGUGACAGUAGCAGUGAUUAUGGAGGAGUAAAACAUGGUGCAUCGGGGCCACGGAACCAGCAAAAUGGCUUUGAUUCUAAUGUGCCAAACCUAAAUGGACUUCCCUUGAGAAGUAAGCCGUCUAGGGCAUCAUCUAGUGAUGAAAGUGAGGUUUCUAAUCACCCUGGUCAACUCAUCUUUGAGUAUAUGGAGCAUGAAUCACCUUUCCAUCGCCAGCCAUUGGCAGACCAGAUUACAGUCCUUGCUUCUCAGUUCCCAGAACUCAAAACGUGCAAAAGCUGUGAUCUCUCUCCCUCCAGUUGGAUAUCUGUGGCCUGGUACCCUAUAUACAGGAUACCUACUGGUCCAACGUUGCAGAAUCUGGAUGCCUGCUUUUUGACAUUCCAUUCUCUAUCAACACCUUCCUCCUUUCAAGGUCGAAACACAGAUGGACUGCCAAUUAACGGCACCCGGAUGGAUGCUCAAUCUGCCGACAUUUCCAAGCUAUCUCUAUAUAGCUUUGGUCUCGCUUCUUAUAAGUUGAAGGUUUCAUUCUGGAACCCAAAUGGAGAUUACGACCCGAAAGUGAACUCACUUCAGCGUGCUGCUGAAACCUGGCUACGGCUUCUUCAAGUGCAUCAUCCGGACUACAUGUUCUUUGUUUCCCACAGCUCUAGCUGGCGGUGAUAGAGGUAUCUGUCUGGGUUGGACCAUUUUAAGAUACCUGGAAGUUUGGAAAAGGUAAUUGUGUGGCACCUUUUUAAUACCCUGGAAGAGAGACCCAUUUCGAUCGCACAUUGCUCUAUGCUUUUGGCUCCAAUAUUAAUGUUGUCACUUCUUGUUUGAGGGAGGAAGAAAAACUAUAUAUUUCCAAGGUGUUUAUCUCCAGGAUUUCUUCUUCUGAAGCUUGAAAAACUCAUAUGGGUGAUGAAAAAGUGUCUGCCUUUGGAAUAAAAAGGGGCCAUAAAUACCAUGUGUAGUUUAUAGCUUUGUACACAGGGAAUCUCUCAUAUUUGGAGAUGAUACAUGAGGUGCUGCUUUCCCCCUGGAUUGAUAAGUUUGUGGUCUACCCUGUGGGCAGUCUACUAUAUAUUUGGGAAACCUACAGACUUCUCCUGUUUCUUACAUUAAAUAAGGUUUUUAGCAGAUGAUGAUGAUGAAGAAGAAGAUAUGAUGGAAUUGUGUAUAUACAGCUGUUUAUUACUUAGAACUACACUCAGAGAUGAAUGAACGGUACAUUAUGUAUGGUGUAGUUGUUUGGAUGGAUGGGGGGUUUAAUAGUGGAGCGCCACCCAUCUUAAUGUAUUGGAAACUAGUUUGAUUUAGUUAUUUCAUGGUGUUCUUUCUUCUCUUAUUAAGAACUUGUGUUUAAGAUUACUUCUGUGGAUGCUAGAUAUGGAUUGUUGCUGAUAGAUUCUGCACAGCGAAUUUCUGAAAAUGGAAGAUUCUCAACCUUGUCUUGCUAAUAUCGCAAAGGCCCUUCAAGCUAUUGUAGAAUACUAGAAUCACCUUGUCUUGCUAAUAUCCACAACAUUGUACCUUCAGGUUGUAUAGCCCUUUGGCUCUUUCAAUGAUGUUUAAUAAUGUGAUUCAGACAUGUUCUUAUGACAUUGUCAAGAUCAAGAUUGUUUAAUUUAUCCAC
Messenger RNA from Linum tenue, 2811 nucleotides. Lineage: Eukaryota; Viridiplantae; Streptophyta; Magnoliopsida; Malpighiales; Linaceae. The record is from the annotation of a GenBank genome assembly.